Molecule: messenger RNA, 5113 nt
Organism: Esox lucius (northern pike)
Lineage: Eukaryota; Metazoa; Chordata; Actinopteri; Esociformes; Esocidae
Gene: sfi1
Product: SFI1 centrin binding protein
Exons: 29
Coding region: 334-3822 (1162 amino acids)
Molecular function (GO): phosphatase binding
Source: RefSeq, a predicted model, not a curated record
AUUGGCUUCUUGGUCACCAUAGAAGAAGAACUUCCUCUCAACGCUCUGUUGGCGUGAGCGUGGUACAACAACUGUAAAUAAACGCGCGACAGUUGGAACCUGCUAAUCUAAACGGUGUUAGCUAUUGCUAAAUAACUAUGAUUGUUGUCGCUGUUUAAAGUAGUAUGUAAAUACAUCCGUUUAAAGGAUAAAAAACGUAAUGGAACGCUAUUUACAUUAUAUUAGAUUAAUGGAAGGGUUAGUUAGCCGAAUAAGUUUGGCAUCUUCAGAUUGACAGUGUGUGGCACUUGUUCUAAUGUGGUUAGCUCGGCAACUGUUGUGGCUAAACUGACAAUGACUUCGAGAGGUAGAGUGACCCGAAAGAGGAACAUAGCUGUUUCAUGUAGAACUCCACACAAUGUUAUAUCUAAUUAUCGAGUCGGAUACACCUGGAACCGAGGUGGACGCCUCAAAGAGCUGAGAGUAAGGCACAUAGCACGGAAGUUCCUCAAACUAUGGAUACAGAAGACGUUUGGGCGGGUUCAUCCUUACAAAGCCAGGUCUCACAAUCGCAGAGUGGUGCUACAGCGUACUCUGGGGGCCUGGAAGGACGAGUGGUGGACAGUCAGGAGAGAGUGGAGCCUCACUGUGAGGGCUGAGUGCCAUUACAGGUAUUACCUGUAUAACCAGGUGUUCCGUGGCUGGCAGACGUUUGUGUCUUUGCAGACGGAGGAGAAGAGGAAACUUGAGAAGGCAACCCAUUUUGCUAAGAGGCGGUGCCAGCGUUGGGCUUGGGACAGCUGGGAGGUGUACGUGGAGAUGGGAAGGAUGAAACGUGGGAUGCAAGAUUCUGCUCUUCACUUCCAGAAAGGCUCAGCUCUACGUUGGGUCUGGACUGAGUGGAAGGCCGCGCUGCAGAGGAAGUAUGACGCUUGUGCUAUGGAGGACCAAGCCCUGCAGCACUGGGCUCUGGCCUUACUAAGCAGGGCUUGGCUUCAGUGGAGAGCGGGGUACAUGCUCACCUGCAGUCAGAGAGCCAGGGAGUCCCAGGCUUCGCUACACUACGAUCGUGGGCUUCAAAGAAAAGCUCUUAUUGGCUGGAUUUGCUAUGUUCACCUCCGACAAGCUAAAAGGAAGCCUCAAGACACCGCAUUGCAAACCUGGCAACAUCAGUUGGUCAGGCGAUAUUGGUGUGUGUGGAGAAGUCGACUACAGAGCAGACAAAGGGAGGUGGACAGAGAGGAGGCAUCUCUUGGACUGGCUCAACGGAGCACACAGCGCAGGGCAGUGGAGCGCUGGAGACGGUAUGUGGAGCUGUGCAUCCUGGAGUCCGAAAAGAACCAGGAUGCAAGUCAACAUCACCAAAGCCAUCUGUUGCACACUGGAUUGCGGGGCUUGACACUCAAUGUUGCUCAGAGUAAGACUCGCCGACUCGACAAGAACAUUGCUGUCCAGCAUCGUCGUCACACUAUGACCGGCAGAUAUUGGAGAAUAUGGAGGCAACGUCUUGAGGAAGCUGAAGAUCAGGGACUUCAGCCACAGAUGCAGAUUGCACUGUCCCAACACAGAACUUCUCUGCAGAGCAAUUGCCUUCACCACUGGAGAGUGCAGCUUGCUGAGCACAGACACAUACAGGGUUUGGAGUGUCGUGCCGAUGCCUGGUUUGCGAACCACGUCUUGCCACGCUAUCUGGACUCGUGGGUUGACUUUACCUACCAGAGGAGACUUCGUAGAGAGAGGAUGGAGACUGCCCUGCAUCAUGAUCAACAGCGUCGAUAUGCCUGGGCCUUUGGUACCUGGUGGGGACGUUCCGAGGGAAGGAAGGAGCGGAGACUGUCAGAGAGAAUGGCCCUGCUGCAUGAGGAGAAGUCGUGUCUGAUGAGAGCCUGGGGCCUCUGGCAGUGGAGGCUGAAAGAAAGGAGGGAGGACAGGGAAAAGCAGAAGGCCUCUGACACACUGUACCACCGUACUCUAAUGCACAAGAUACUGAGCCAGUGGAAGGACAAUGUCACUGGGAUCCGGGACAGGCGUAACCGUGAGGAGCAGGCAGGUCACUGUGGGGAUGUGCGUUGUGCGAGGCGUGCCCUGACUGGCUGGAGUGAGUAUGUCCAGUACCGACGAGAGAAGAAAAGCAGGCUGAAUCAGAUGAACUCUUACUAUGAAAACCGACUUCUUAAACACACCUUGCAGGCCUGGAAGGUGUAUCACCUCCAGACCCAGCAGGUCUCUGGGCGCGUUGAGGAGCGCUACGCCCUCCAUCAGCAACAGCUCCUCUGGAGGAUUCUGCUGGUGUGGAGGGACACUGCGGCCCAGUUGGCUGGCGCCAGGAGCAGAGCGAGGGUGGCAGAGAGCCACUACCAGCACUGUGUUCAGGCGAAGGUACUGUUGGCAUGGAGAAAAGCCACAUCUUUUGCAUUGUCAAACCGCCACCAGCAGAGGGAGGCAUUGAGCAGGGCUCAGAAUCACAUGGAUAAAGUGUUGCUGCAGGUGACCUUCAGGAGAUGGAGGGAACGAAGCCGAGAGGUUGUGGAGGAGAUGACGGCCGUGGAGAAAGCCGUGAAGCACCACCAGCGGUCUAUUCUCAGCAGAACGUUCAGAUCGUGGAAUGUGUAUGAGAGGCAUCAGCAAAGCUAUAAGGUGAUGAAAGGGACGGGCAUCUUGCUGCGAAGACUGAAGACGUGUCAUCGGUUCUUUACACGCUGGAAACUUGCGCUGCAGCACAGAAGGACAGAGAAUGAGAAGACAGAUCUGGCCCUCUGGCACUGGUCCCUCAGUCUGCAAGCCAAGGUUCUGGAGGCGUGGAGGCUGUGGGUGUCGGAGCAGCACAGGAAGCAGGACCGGUUGACCCAGGCGGCCCAGUUCUACCGAGAGCAGCUGCUCAGGGAAGGAGUAGCCCACAUCCUGACCCACACCUCUCACAUGAGCAGCUUCAACACCAACAUGGCACUGCACAGCCAGGAGCAGAGCUCCAAGCGUGUCCAGAGGGUGGUGCUUCGCUGUGCCACGCAGUGGAAACAGAAGGCGUUGAGGGGACCACGCCGGGGGGGGCCCCUUAGUGCUGCCGCAGUGGCCCCGGGGAAGAGUGUGACUUUCAGCUUGGCCAUCCCGGAACACGACGCUCUCCACCACAGCCGUCCACAGACCCAGAGGGGCACAACGGAGCAGGGAGCCGGAGACUGCAUCCUCAACCACUUGGUGGCAGCGCGUGCUUCUAGACUGCAGCCUCGACGGCCUCCAGAUCUGCUUGACUCUCCUGUCAAAGAUCGUCCCCCACCUGCUGGUCCUUCGCAUCAAAACAGAUCCAGCACUCAGGUCCCACAGAUGGCUGAAGCCAGUCCCCUGCCCUCCGCAUCCUCCCUCGUCAUCUCCCCUGUACAGGCACAACCAGCGCCCAGUCUCCGUGUCCCAACAGGCCCACAUCAUGGAUUACCAGACCAAGACCUUCUCCUACCUCCCUCUGCAUUCAUGGCCACACAUACGCCAACGGAGGGCACAUCUGAUGGAGAAGAUGUGUGCGCUGAGGAGGAGGUGGUUGUGGAUCUUACCUUAGCUUGGACCAGAGAGCUGCUCGACAUUCGCCAGGACAUGCAGUGCUUCCAACAGGACCGGAAGCAACUUCAGGCAUGGCGCAGACUUAAAGAGGUGAUGACAAACUGGCUGCAGACGACUGGAAGCGAGGAGGAGACGGAGGAGAGGAACACAGUCAGACAGGAGCUGGAGGAGCUGGAGGAGCGUAUCGGCAGGCUGUCCGCUGAUCUGGCGGCGCGGAAGCCUGUGAUGAUCCUCCACACUGCCCGGAUCCACAGGAUAGAGAGUGUUCUCCACAGCAACACGACCACAUGACUGGGACUGACCAAUCCCAGUGGACCUUCAGAGCAAUGGGACUGGGACUGACCAAUCCCAGUGGACCUCCACAGCAACACGACCACGUGACUGGGACUGACCAAUCCCAGUGGACCUUCAGAGCAACGGGACUGGGACUGACCAAUCCCAGUGGACCUUCAGAGCAACGGGACCGGGACUGACCAAUCCCAGUGGACCUCCACAGCAACACGACCACGUGACUGGGACUGACCAAUCUCAGUGGACCUUCAGAGCACAGGGCUACUUAAGCAACAUGACUCUGUCCACACUAGAUUACAGGUCCUGAGCCACUCCAGUGGAACCCCAAAGACCCACCAACAAUAUACCUACAUUUCUUAAAUAAUUCACUAUUUCUUCUGAACAUAGUUUUGUUGUUAGCAUGUUAUUGCAUUUUCAACUUUUUCAAACCAGUUUUAUUAUAAAAAAAUGUUGUUAACAAAUUUAAUUGUGUUAUUUCAUGGAUAAAAUCAUAGAUACCACUAUGCCAGUGUCAUAGCCAUUGACCAAGAUAACUGCAGACAAAUGCUUAUUGUAACCUUCACAGAGCUUGCUGCGCCUUUCUUCCUGCAUAUCGACCUAUUGUUCAGCCGUAUGCAGCUGAAAUUCUUCAAUGUUUGAGGGAUGCCCUAGGCCAUCUGCUGCUUUAAGCUCGCCCUCUACAUGGAUGAGAUCCAGGUCUGAACUGAAUCACUGAAUGGUCAAGCAUCUCUUAGACAUUCCUGGGGACUUUUGUAUGUGUUUUGGUGGCUGUUCUUCUGCUGGAAGUCGAACAGCCUUUUCUGUGUUUUGGCACAUUGAAAAUGAAUCAUAGGAUGUUGGAAACAUAAAGGUCAGACGGUUAUAUAUAUAUAUAUAUAUAUACUAAAACUGCUUUCCAUGAGACACCAUCAGCCCAUUUUUGAAUGAAAUCUGGGUGAAUAAUGCGUGUUCAACCAUAAUGUGUAUCUCAGGUGAGCGCUGCAUCAUUCUUUGGGGCCAGCUUUGUUAGUGUUUCUUGACAUUUCAGAAAUAUGCCUUGAAUACUGUAAAUUGACUUUUGUUUGUACAUAUAAUAAAAUGUAGGCUAUAGAUGAUUCAUUCUCUUCCUUUUUUACCAUAACAUUUAUUUACCUUUAUUUAGCAGAAAACAUUGUUUUGCAUGUUGGUGCCCUGUUUACAUACUGCAACUUUUGCAUAAACCAAAUGCAAAUAAAAUAUAUAUAUAACCGUUUUAAGCAACUUUCCUAGUUCGGAAGCCACCCUUGGCCUAUAAUAGCCUACUAUCGAGCUC